UACCGCCUGCUCCCGUAUAGACUGAGACUCGACGACUCGAGUGUGGAUUUUCAAGUUUGGAUUUACCAACAGGCAGCUACAAUUUUUAAAAGGAAAUAAUUUGAAAACGUGUCGUAUCUUGCCUAUUUUGAGGGAAUAUUGUUUUUAAACAAUUAAUGGCAACGAAGUGCAAUUUAAAGGUCGCUUGAGCAACGUUUGAAAUAUUUUGGUUAGCUAUAGAGCUUCAUAACAGGAAUAUACAUUAUAGGGCUUUAGCUAGCUUGCUAGCUGUCUGGUACCAGCUUGCCUAUAAUAAAUCCGAACGGACGUCAACGAGAUGAUACAUUUAGAAUUUACCUGAGGAGAUUCACCUUUUACACUUUGAAGGAGGGAUUUAUCCAGAAAAGGAGGAAAGGGACACCAGCUUCCCUCUCUCCCAGAGACUUGAAAGACUUUCCUUGGCCUGUGUGUGUUUGUGUGUAUAUAGGUUGGCCGAGGUGAAGCUUUAUUGAGGUACCCUCAGAAGGUGCAGGGGAAAGGCUAUGUACUUUAGGAGAUGGAGAGAAGGAAAGUAAGGAUCGAAAGUUAUUGUCGGUCGGGUGGAGAAAAGAAGCACUGUACUGCUUAUCUGUUACCUCUGUAAAGACUAAAGAAAGGAGAGAGGAGGAGAAGAGAGGAGGAGGGAGUCUAAUCUAGUGGCAGGGCCCAGUCUCGUAGUGACCAGCAACACUGGAAGAACAGCAGCCAGAGAACCUAGAAGGUGGGUAAUAAGAGGACCACAAAAAGAGAGGAGAGACUGGGACUGAAGGAGAACCAAAAGGUCGGAGGAGAGGACGGGGAGGAGGAGGCGGCGCAUCCCCAUGGCGACGGACCCUGGGGAACCCACAGGAACGGAGGACUCUUCGGAGAAACCUGUUGGCGCACGGGAGGAGGAGACGGACCAGGAGGGCAGCAGGAGGGAGAGGACGCACAGCACCCCCUCAGACUUCCCCUCCUCCCAGACCCAGGAGAGGAGAACCGCAGAGGGAGGGGAGACAGGAGGAGGCAGCGGAAGGGGUGGAGGGCCCGGAGAGACCAGGGACAGUAAGGAAGUGGAGCCCCUGGCGGUUAGACCCAUGUCUCUCUCCACACCCUCGUCCCCGGCUGCGACUGCGGCGGCUUCAAAGUCAGGGGGUCACGGGCCGAGGCUGAGGAGAGAGAAGCGUUUCUUCAGGAAGAGUGUGGAGAUCUGUGAGGAGGACGAUGUGGUAGCGGAUCCCCCAGUUGUCUCGCACUCCGCCCCCUACCUGGACUCAGUCAUCACCCUCGGUGGCACCCAGGUCGCUACCGCCGCCUCUGCAGCCCUGGGACAUGACACGGCCGACCACGACCCAUCCAACCUCAGCUCCACCCAGGACCCCGGGGCCAAGGACCCCCCCUCUUCCGCCCCACCCCAGACGGGGAAGGAGAGAGACAGGGAGCAGGAGGAGGAGGCAGAGAUGAAGGCCGUGGCCACCUCGCCGGGGGGGAGGUUUCUGAAGUUUGACAUUGAGCUGGGGAGGGGUGCCUUCAAGACCGUUUACAAAGGCCUGGACACUGAGACAUGGGUGGAGGUGGCCUGGUGCGAACUACAGGACCGUAAGCUGACCAAGGCGGAGCAGCAGCGUUUUAAGGAGGAGGCAGAGAUGCUGAAGGGCCUCCAGCACCCUAACAUUGUCCGUUUCUAUGACUCCUGGGAGUCAGUGCUGCGAGGGAAGAAGUGCAUCGUCCUGGUCACCGAACUCAUGACCUCGGGAACCCUCAAAACGUACCUGAAGCGCUUCAAGGUGAUGAAGCCCAAGGUCCUGAGGAGCUGGUGUCGUCAGAUCCUGAAGGGCCUUCACUUCCUCCACACCCGGACCCCUCCCAUCAUCCACAGGGACCUCAAGUGUGACAACAUCUUCAUCACCGGCCCUACCGGCUCCGUCAAGAUCGGAGACCUGGGAUUAGCCACUCUUAUGAGGACCUCCUUCGCCAAAAGUGUCAUAGGUACCCCUGAGUUCAUGGCUCCAGAGAUGUACGAGGAACAUUAUGAUGAGUCUGUGGACGUUUAUGCCUUUGGGAUGUGCAUGUUGGAGAUGGCCACCUCAGAAUACCCCUACUCAGAGUGCCAGAACGCUGCCCAGAUCUACCGCAAAGUCACCAGUGGUAUAAAACCAGCCAGCUUCGAUAAAGUCAACGACCCAGAGAUCAAAGAGAUCAUCGGGUGCUGCAUCCGCCAGGACAAGAGUCAGAGGCUGUCCAUCCGGGACCUGUUGACCCAUGCGUUCUUCGGGGAGGACACAGGGGUGCGUGUGGAGCUGGCAGAGGAAGACACGGGCUGUCAGGACUGCCUGGCCCUCAGGAUCUGGGUGGAGGAGCCAAAGAAGCUGAAGGGAAAACACAAAGACAAUGAGGCCAUCGAGUUCAGCUACGACCUGGAGAACGACAGCGCAGAGGAGGUGGCUUCGGAGAUGGUGAAGUCAGGCUUCUUCCACGAGAGCGACGCUAAGGUGGUGGGUAAAUCCAUCCGCGACCGCGUCACACUCAUCAAGAAGUCCCGUGAGAGACGCCAGCAGCAGCUGCUCCAACAGCAGCAAGGCUUUGAUGAGAGACGGGACUCCACCCUCACCUCCGCCACCUGCUCUCACCUCUCCUCCCUGGGGCCUGGGGUGGCUGGGCUGACAGGGGGAGGUGGGGGAGGAGGGCAGGGGGAGGUUGAGGAGCUACCAGAGGUGGAUCAGCAUGUGAGGCAACAGCAGCAGAUCCACAGUGGGAAACCUCUGAGCCUGCCCACAGGAGGUGAGAGCAUUGGCUCAGCCAGCUGUGAAUCCUAUGCCAGUGGCCAGAGCCAGGCAUACCCUCAGCAAGGGGAGUCAUACGUGCUCUCUCAACCCAGCCUCCCUGCUGCUGCCUCGGCAAUUUUGGCCCACCACGAAAUGCUCCCGAUUGGUCAGAGCGGAGGAGUUCCGAACGUACCUACUGGUCAGAGUGGUGGGAUUUCCGCCAUGUGCAUUGGUCAAAGCAGUGGUGGGGCACCUGUUGGUCAGCAGACUUACGUUCAGCCUGUUGCUAUGGCAACGCAAGUCUCACCAGGUGUACCACAGCAGUAUUCUCAGUCAUACCAUUCAGAUGGAUCACAGAUCGCGCCAAUGGCCCCUUCCCAGUCCUGCGCAACCCCAGUCUCGCCCCAAGCACAGCUUAACAUUCUUCCAGCUCCCAUUUCAGUGGGAGACCCAACAGGACUAGUGGGAGUUGGUGGCAUGGAGGCCAUGGUCCCUCUCCCACAACAGACCCAGGCCAAUGUCACCCCUAACAUCAUGCAGGCCUCUGACAUCCAGAUGACACCCCAGCCUUUAACCCAGCAAGCACAGCCUUUCAUGAUUACCCAACAGCAGACCAUUGUUCAACAACAGCAGGUACUGAUGGAGCCACAGCAGCAGCAAAUGGAGGCUCAACAAACCACCCUGCUUCAGCAGCAACAACUACACCAACAACAACAGGCCAAUGUAAUUCCCCAGAAGGCGGUACUGAUACAGCAACAUAUAGAACAACAGCAGCAGACUAUAGCAAUCCAACAGCAGCAAACUACUGAGCUUCAGCAGCAAGUGUAUGUGCAGCAUGCUUUGGUUCAGCAGCAGCAGCAUCCUCAGCAGCAGGCCUUACUACCACAACAACAAUCAAUGGACCAACAGCAGCAACAAGUGGAUCAAACCCAAGCCUAUGUGCAACCACCGCUAAACGACCUACAACAGCAGCAACAACUGCAACAGCAGCAAACAUUGUUACUACACCAGCAGCACCAGAUUGAACAUCAGCAACAACAACAAGCGAUGUUACUAGAACAACAACAGCAAGUGUACAUACAACAGCAGCUUGAGCAACAGCAGCAACAGGCGUUGCUACAGAAGCAACAACAGGCACGACUACAACAGCACCAACUGGAGCAACAGCAAGCGCUGUUACAACAGCAAAUAUUUGAGCAACAGCAGCAGCAAGCGAUGUUACAGCAGCAGCAACAAGAGCAGCAGCAACAGCAAGCCUUAAAGCAACAGCAACAACAGGCGCAACUACAGCAGCAACAGCUGGAGCAACAGCAAGCGCUGUUACAACAGCAGCAGUUCGAGCAGCAGCAAGUGCUCCUACAGCAGCAACAACAACUGGAGGCUCACCAAGCGAGCCAGAUCCAACAACAACCGGAAAUGGAUCUACAACAGCAGCAAUCACUGCAUCAACAACAGCAAGCUGUGCUGCAACAACCGACCCAACUACAACAACAGGCGGUGGUCAGUCAUCCAAUCGACUCACAGCAAGCUGUGCUACAGCAACAGUUGGAACAACAGCAAGCCCUGCUACAACAGCAACAGCUUCAGCAGCAACGAGCAGUUUUACAGCAGCAGCAAUUGGAGCAACAGCAACAACAGGCACAACUGCAGCAGCAGCUGGAGCUACAACAGCAGCAAGCUUUGUUACAACAACAGAUCGAGCAACAGCGGCAACAGCAGGCGUUGCUACAACAACAACAAGCAGAGAGACUGCACCAACAGGCUUUGCUACAACAGCAGCAGCAACAGAUUCAACAACAGCAAGAGACUGGGCAAUCGCAGCAGCAAAUCGCCAAUAUUCAAUUACAACAAAGCGAGAAACAAGAGACCACUUUGAUUCAGCAACAAUGUGAGCAGUUGCAAGCUUUGAUUCAACAGCAACAAAUUGAUGUGUGUUUGUUGCAACAACAACAACAACAGCAAAACACUGCUAUGUUUCCAACUAAUCACGCUAGCCUAACGCAGCAGCAAGUGACAGAACAACAGCAAGUAUCGCUGAUACAACAGCAACAACAAGCUGUAUUACUGGAGCAACAACAACAAGCGUAUGUUGUCCAGCAACAACAGCAGGGCCAUCAGAGCUCUGUCGUUGAACCUCCGCCUCAGAUCCCCCUUGUAGCCCCAACCCUACCAGCAGCAGAGGUUAUACAGGCCGUGCAGGUCCAAGUUCAGAUAGCUGCCCAAGCCCAGGGUCAGGGAGCCAAACCUGUAGCCAUUCAGCCACAGAUUCCCAGCCAGGCUCCACUGGCUGUAGUGCAAGCCCAUGCCCAAGUCCUGGCCCAGAUUCAAGCUCAGAAUGAAGCUCACCCUCAGAGCCCGGGCCAUUUCCCAGUCCCAGUACUCCAGGCCCGGCCCCAGCCUCCACUCAAAGCCCAGCCCCAGAUGAUCGAGGUCCAGAUUCCACCUCACGUGGUGGCCCCGAUCCAGGCACCAAGUCCUCCGAUCCCUAUAAAGUCCCAGGCUCCUAUAGUACAGGCUAUCCAUCAGACUUCAGCUCAAAUACAGGCCCAGGCUCCAGUACAGUCUCUCAUCCAGAAGACUCCCCAGAAUCUGCAUCCAACCCAAGUUCUGAAUCAGACUCCGAUUCCAGCAGUUGUUGAGACUCAGAUGAUGCCUCCUAUGAGGCAGAGUCCAGCUCUGGUCCAACCCCAACCUCCAGUCUCAAUAACCCCCAUGCACAGCCAGAUCCAAGCCCAACCCCAGCACGAGUCUCCAGUGCAGCCCAGUGUUCCGCUCCCAGGUCUAGCGCAGCCUCUACACCGCCCCCAUGCUCCAGCUGUACUACUGGCACCGCAGUAUGUCACUGCACCUCAGCCCACCCAACAGCAAGCCAUACAGCCAGUCCUGCAACAACAACAUCAGGACAUCACACAACAAGUUACCCAACAACAGCAGCAGCAGGUACUGUUGGAGCAACAGCAGUCCAUGGUGCAGUACAAGCAGAUGAUGCUGUCUCCUGGAUCUGUUGGUGUUGGAACUGUCAUGGCGGCCCCUGCCUCCACAGGCAUAGACCCUACCACCUUGGUCUCUGCUUCGCCUCAACACAUACAACAACAGACUGGGCAAGUGUAUAACCAAGGCCAGCAGGUACAGCCUGUCCCACAGCCACAACAGCAGCAGCUGCAAGUAACAGGAAGCCCAGCUGUGGUGCAGCCGUUAAACCAACCCAUACCUCAGGCCCAGUCUAAAUCUAUGCUGCCUCAACCCAUUCCCAUGGAGCAAUACCAACAGCAACAGCUGGUCCAACAGGUUCCACAAGUCGUACAACAGAAACAGCCACAGCAGCUUCAGGCUCAGACAACCCCAGCCCCAAUUCAGCAGGCUCUGCAGUCUCAGCAUCAGCAAGUCUCAAUUCCCGACCCAAGUCAACCGGCUUAUCAGCUUCCUCAGAUCCCCCCACAUCUGUUGCCUCAGCAGCCUACUGUUAACCCAGCACAGACAGCAUCCCCAAGUAACGUGCCCCAGCUCUGGACUCAGACUAGAGCCCUACCCUUGUACAGUCAGAUAGUAGCAGGAGCAGGAGGUCCGCCACCAUCCCCCCAGCACCAAGCUCAGCUGACACAGCUGCUACCCACCCACACACACACCCAGAUGGCCAUGCAAGCUCAGGCACACACCCAGACCCAGAUCGCUGAGGCUGCAUUGGCGGACUCCACCACCGAGCAACAGCCCCCUCUGAAUCCUUCCCAGGCUACUUCCCUCCCUCUUCCACAGAUGCCCCCCAGUCAUUCUCAUACAUCUCACCCCCACCCUGCCUCCCUGCCACCCCUCCAUCCUGCUACCCCUGGCCCAGAGACUCAGCCCACCCCACCAGAGAGCCAACUAACCCUGUCUGGCCUGGCUGAUGCCCCCUCGGGCCCGACCUCUCCCCCGGCUGUUGCCGCCACUGCCCAGCCCCUUGACUCUAACGCCCCCUCGCUGCUGCACCCCACCUCAACCUCGCUCCAAGACUGUGACCCUGCUCUGCUGGGCAUUGCUCAGGAGAGUCCAAACCAGUCUGGCACAGAGAGACACUCCUCUUCAGGUGCUGUUCCAGCCAAUGGGGAUGGGGAUCUACAGAUGUUGUUAGCCAAUGGAAAACUAGAGAGGGUGAAGUCUCAGAGGAGAUUGUCCUAUCGGGGGGCAGAAAAAGGAUCACAUGCAUUUCAACUGAGUAUGAUCCAGGUGUCCAGCUCUGGGGACAACAUGGUGGAGUGUCAGCUGGAAACCCACAGCAACAAGAUGGUCACCUUUAAGUUCGACACUGAGGGAGACGCACCUGAAGACAUCGCAGAUUACAUGGUGGAGGAGGAUUUUGUCCUUGAGUCAGAGAAAGAUACAUUUGUGGAAGAGCUGAGGUCCAUUGUCAAGAGAGCUCAGGAAAUUCUCCUCGCACAUCAACAGACUGGAUCUAUGGAACAGCUGCAUGUGAGCUCUCCAACAGGCACAACAAUGGACUGGGCGCCUCAGUCGUCUCCGGUGGGCAGAUGGAGGUUCUUCAUCAACCAGACCAUCAGACACAGAGACUCCACGUCCAACCAGGGAGGAGCGUCCACCCCUCCACCUCUCUCGACCGGAGAGGUCAGGGUGCCCCAGUCUACAGACACUGACAGAGAGGGGGGCGGAGGAUCCCAGAGAUCGGACUCCUCCUUCGCUGGAAUGGUCUCCUCUCCUCCUCCCCGCUCCACGUCCACCCUGUGUGUCCCUGCCACCGCCUCCUCCCCCCCUGCCUCCGCCUCCACCGUUUCUGCCCCUGCCUCCAUGUCUGCCCCCCCAGCCUCUGCUGCCCCCGCUCCUGACACGACUGCCUCUGACAGUACGGUUUCCGCCCUGACGUCUAGUCUCGCUAGUGCAGUUGUUGCCUCAGUCCCACACCCAGUCCCCGCUGCCUCGGCUGGCCUAGGCCUAGACCUGCAGGCUUCCAUUGACCAAACUUCCAGUGCCACCACAGCAACAUCCUCCAUCCCAACCACCGCUGCCAACCUCCCAGUCCCUACCAUGGUAGCUGCUUCUGCCACCAUCGCGACCACUACCACCCCCUCUCCAACUGAAGCUCUGACCUCCCCAGCUACUAGUGGGGGCUCUAUGGUGAGCCAGGGCCAAGGACCAAGCCUGGGUGAUGUAGUAAAGGUGGCCACCCUAGGACAGUGUGUGUCUGGAGGGGACCACUCAUCCACUGGCUCAAUCCACCCUCCAGUGGCUGUGGCUGCAGCCGUGGCCUCUCCUCCUGUUAGCUGUGCCCGUCUGGAGGAGCAGCAACAAACUCUGCCUCAGAUGCAGUGCAUAGCAGCCCAGGCUCAGCCUCAGGUCCGGUUACAACAGCAACUCCAGACAGUGCAACAGGUACAGCAGCAGCAACCGCUCCUAGAACAUCAGCAACAACAACAACAACACCUGAAGACUGUGCAACUCCAACAGGUACAGCAACAACAGCAAGAGUACCAAGAGCAGAUACAACUGCAGCAGCAGAAGCAGCAACACACAUUGCAACAAUCUAUUCAACAGUUGCAGAUGCUGCAACAACUACAGCCACAACAACAGCAGCAGUCUGAGGUACAUUUGCAGCCCCAGCUCAGUCACACAGAGCCGUUACAACAACAGUGUAUGUCCCUGCAAUCACAGACAGAGAUGUUGCCGCUGGCACUACAACAACAGACUCAGAAAAUGCCUGUCCAAAUGCAGAAUGCAAAGUACAACGCCCAGUUAAACAUGCAACAGCUACACCAGUUGCCACCACCACAGCAAAAACAACCAGUCAUUUCACAGCAACAAGCAGCGAUUGACUUGCUGCCACAGCAUCAGCAACAGUUAGCUCUGCAACAAGCACUGCAUAUUCAGCAGCAACAGCAAAUGCUCCAACAACAACAACAGCAGCAGCAGCAGCAACAACAGCAGCAGCAACAGCAAAUGCAACAGCAGCAGCAACAACAGCAGCAGCAACAGCAAAUGCAACAGCAGCAGCAACAUCAGCUGUCAGUGAACCAACAGUAUGUCCAACAACAAUCAGUACAGCCACUAAACAUGGCGCUGGUACAACAGCAAGCUCAACAACUCCCUCUAGAACAGACACAACAACUAGUACAGCAGCAUCAGCAGCAACAACAAAAACAACAAGAGGUUAACCCUCAGCAGCCGCAGGUGCCCCAGCAGGCUCCUCUCCAGAAGCAGCCGUCAUUACAACAGUCAGAGUGGGAGAGGUCUACAGAGGAGGACAGUGUGACAGAGGAUACAGGCAGUCACUCUGCCCCUCUACAUCCCUCCUCAGACGUAUCUCUGCCCCCUCUGCCCCUCAACAUUAACACAACCUCUGAUGCCCCCCUACUGCCCCUCUCCCUCACCCUGACCCCAUCCCCAGUCCAACCAUCCUCUGUGGCCGAGUCGGACAGUGAGGGCCCUCCCAAAAUCGAGUUUGUAGACAACCGCAUUAAGACUCUGGAUGAAAAGCUGAGGAACUUGUUGUAUCAGGAGUAUAGUAGUGGGGCAGCUGUGACGGGGGGAGCUGCUGUGGCUUCUACCGCAGGUGCCACUGCAGUGUCAGCAGCGUCCACAUCGGCAGGAGGGGAUGAAUCCUCGGAGCUGCACUCGAUCCAACCCUCCUCCUUCCCUUCUCCCGUGUUGUCCUCCUCAGACACCUCUCCUCACUCCUCCUCCUCCACCACCUCCUCCACCACCUCCCGCUCCUCCUCCACCUCUCCUGACCUGGAAAGAGGGAGAGGAGUGGGGGAGGAGGCUCCACCAGCAAACCCGGUGGAGCAGCAGCCCGGGCCGUCUCUCUCCUCCUCCUCCCUCGCUUCCUCCCUCCUGGCCUCCCCACACGGAGACUCGGCCGGGCACCCGCCUGUCCCUGGAGAACUCACCGUUUUUGCUGCCCCCCCUCACUCUGACACCAGUACCCCAGGAGAAGUCACUACGUGGCCCCCAAAUCUGCACCCCAUCCCCCUGGGCCCUGGAUCGCCGCCACAGCACAAUGCAGGAGGUGGAUAUUUUGGCCUAAACCUGACAUGUCCUAGUAUCAGAAAUCCCGUUAGCAAGAAAUCCUGGACUCGCAAAUUCAAAAGCUGGGCGUGCAAACUGCGCCACUCCGCCAGCUCGUUCAAGAAGCCCAGAGUCCAGCAAGACGGUCACUCUAGUGGCAGUCAGGCAGUCAGAGAGGCGAGAGAGGGGGCUUCCUCCAACCCUCCUCACUCACUCAAGGGACGAUUUCAGGUCACCCCAGUGCCCCAGCCCCCUGAGGCCUCUCCCCCCAAGGAGGCAGCCUGCGGUACGGGCAGCAGCCACAGGAAAGUGGGGCGCUUCUCUGUGACCCAGACGGAGGCCCAGAAAGAGGAGAAAGAACUGACGGACAGCUCCCCUGUGUCUCCUGACCUGGAGAGAGAGAGGAGGAGGACCCGAGGGAAGGAGGGAGAGAGGGAGGAAGGGAAGAGGACUCCAGCACUGAGCCACCCACCCCGAGGACAUGGUCACGGGCAUGGUCAUUCUCCCCUGGGCAGUAGCGAUGAUGAGGAGAGUGAGAUGGAGGAUGAAGACCUGAGGAAGGAGCUGCACACGCUGAGAGAGAAGCACAUCAAGGAGGUGGUGUCCCUCCAGGCUCAGCAGAACAGACAGCUCCAGGAGCUGUACAGACAGCUGCGCUCCCUCAAAGACCACCGGCAGACCCUGCCCCGCACCCCACCCUUCCCCUCAGGGUCCCCAGCCCUCUCCCCCCGCAGGCCCAGGCAGGCCAAAGCCAAGCUCCGGCCCAGGCCCCACUCCCACAUGGACAACAAUGUACUCGCUGGUCACCCCGGUAUACAACAGUCCAGUAGUUUCUCAGGGGGAGAACAGAGAAAACUGCCGCCAUACUGCAACCCAGAACAAACCACCCUACUGACUACCAAAAGAGACCACAGUCCUCCCUCCCAGGGUGCCAGAAAGAGCAUGUUCACAGAUGACUUGCACAGACUGGUUGAUGAUUGGACGAAGGAGACAGUGGGUCCCGCCGCUCCCAAGCCCUCGCUCAAUCAGAUCAAGCAGAUUCAGCAGGUGCAGGAGUUGGGAGGGUGGCCACAGGCCACAGAGGUGGCUCCUCCUGGUUGGUUCCCUGUGGCACCACUGAACCCCCAGGCCUCCCCAGCCCCCUCCAGCCUCACUGCUCCAACCCCAGCUCAGUACACCACUGGGGGGAGCCUGAGCCAGUGGAGAGGGGUGGGGGGACCACCAGGACCACAACAACAACAAACACACAUGCCUCCAGUCCCUCAGCUGCAGCAAAGUUUACAUCUCCAGCAAGCCCAGCCUACUCACCCAUUACAGAUACAGCCCCUAAUCCAGACUCCACUACUGUCUCAGUCCCUGUCUCCCGUAGAGCCACAGACAGGGCAACAACAGAUACCCCAGCAGCCCCAUUUAGGUGUAGGAGCCCCACCUCCGAAUCAGAAUAAACCUCUGUUGCCUUCCCAGGUGUCCCCGUCGUCUCAGCUGGCCCUAGCUCAGCCUGGGUGUCUGAUUCCUGGGUCUAGCAACAAUGCGGUAGUGGAGCCCAUCGACACUGGCGCUGCUCCUGCUGCUGCUGUUUCUGCCUCCGGUGGCCCCGGGGGGACAUUGUGCUUCUGCUCCUCCUCUUCCUCCUGCUCCUCCUCCUGCUCUGCUGCUGCUCGACCAUCCAGUGCCAAACUUCACCCCACGCCCCCAACCUCCACUCUUCCUCUGGGACAGCAGUAAAAAGAAAAUGAGAGGGGAAGAGUGUUAGAUUAGGAUGGAACGAGGGAAGUAGAAAAAAGAUGGAGAUGAUGGAUGUGCAAAAACCAUGUGGAAAGUUUGAGAUUGUGUAUGUUAUGAGAGGUAACGUCUGACAAUGAGAAAAUGGACGCCAUUAUAUUUGUAAAGAUGAGAUGGGAAGUGAAUGUGAGAGAUGGUUGAGUCUAUGUAGACAGAGUAUGUACAGACAGAGGGCAAUGUGGAACUCUGGGGGGGGG
Messenger RNA from Salvelinus fontinalis (brook trout), 11734 nucleotides. RefSeq names its product serine/threonine-protein kinase WNK2 (gene wnk3). The record is from RefSeq and is a predicted model, not a curated record. Gene Ontology annotation, molecular function: chloride channel inhibitor activity; ATP binding; protein serine/threonine kinase activity. Lineage: Eukaryota; Metazoa; Chordata; Actinopteri; Salmoniformes; Salmonidae. The transcript is spliced from 25 exons. The coding region runs from base 840 to 11480 and encodes 3546 amino acids. Gene Ontology annotation, biological process: negative regulation of sodium ion transport; protein phosphorylation; monoatomic ion homeostasis. Gene Ontology annotation, cellular component: cytoplasm; cytosol.